AUGAUUCUCGAGGAAGAUCCCGCAGCCCUCAUCCGGCACACCAUAGCCAACUUUAACACACAGCCAGACCGAGCUGCCAUAUCGCGCGUGCAUGACUCCAUCAGCACCCUGCAGUCGGCGCGCGAUUUGCGUGUCAACGAGGCGAGCUCGCAGCUCAAGAAGCUGACGCGCGCGCUCUCGACACUCAACUCGCAGCACGAGGAGCUCGUGUCGCAGCACUCGUCCACCGCCCACGCCUCCGAAAUCGCCCGCCUCGAUACCCAGAAAUUCCGCAUCGCCAAGGCCUGCUCCGACCUGGAGAUGGAGGAGGAGCGCCUCGCGUCAACGGCCGCCGACCUGGCCGCGCGGCUCGCAGAGCUCGAAUCCCAGGGAGUCGAGGGCGACGCUGCCGAGAACGCCCGGAGGAGGGACCCAGUAGACGACGAGGUGCUCCUCCGACUCAAGGUGUACCGGAGCCUGGGCAUUGAGAUUGAGCGGGACGGCAAGGACGGCGAGUUUGCACGCGCCGUUAUUAGGAAUGAUCGCAAGGGCGAUGUGCACGUUGUCAACAUUGACAAGAACUUUUCACGCUUCUUCUACGCCAACUACUUUUGGAAUACACUAUAG
Molecule: messenger RNA, 606 nt
Organism: Pestalotiopsis fici W106-1
Lineage: Eukaryota; Fungi; Ascomycota; Sordariomycetes; Amphisphaeriales; Sporocadaceae
Product: kinetochore protein SPC24
Exons: 2
Coding region: 1-606 (201 amino acids)
Source: RefSeq, a predicted model, not a curated record